GCCUCCAAUCCACUUGUGCAAGGCUGGGCGUUAGAAUAAGAGUGGCGGCCCAAUCCAGUUUCGCUAGGAAAGAAGAGGAAAUUUGCAGCCCAAUCCAAUUUUGCUAGGAAAGAAGAGGAGUAGCCGAAUGCUCGAAUUGCGUAGUAGUAUAGCACUCAUCGUCUCCAAUCUGCACAUAGCACAGUUCAAAGAUAUUCAAAUCUUCUGUUGAAUUUCACAGUUCAUAUCUUUCCAUAAGAAAUGGCUCCUGCUGGUCCUCGAUCCGGUGAUGCAAUCUUUGCCAGUGUCGAGCGUGUGAAUGCGGAGCUCUUUACGUUAACCUAUGGGGCGAUUGUACGUCAAUUGCUUACAGAUCUGGAGGAGGUUGAGGAAGUCAACAAACAGCUAGAUCAAAUGGGUUAUAAUAUUGGAAUUCGACUGGUUGAUGAGUUUCUAGCAAAAUCUAAUGUCAGCAGGUGUGUGGAUUUCAGGGAGACAGCUGAAGUGAUUGCAAAGGUGGGUUUCAAAAUGUUCCUAGGGGUGGGUGCAUCUGUGACCAAUUGGGAUGCUGAUGGGACAUCUUGCAGUAUUGUUUUGGAGGAUAAUCCGUUGGUGGAUUUUGUUGAGCUUCCUGAUACAUGCCAAGGCCUAUACUAUUGCAACAUUUUAAGUGGAGUCAUUAGAGGGGCACUGGAAAUGGUAUCAAUGAAGACUGAAGUGACAUGGGUUCGCGAUAUGCUUCGAGGUGAUGAUGCAUUUGAGUUGCAGGUGAAACUUCUAAAGCAAGUUCCAGAAGAAUAUCCAUACAAGGAUGAUGAGUAACAUCUUGUCUUGGCCUUUAAUGUGUUCUUUAUAAAGCUAAUGACUUUUAUUUUCUUCUAUCUAUGCCUAAAGAAUGGAAUUUUAACUUGUCUUAUUUGUAUACGAGUUUGUCAAGAACUUUGAAUAGAUCUCACUUUAUAGUUGAUAGCUGUAUAAAAUUUUAACGAGCACCAACCCUCUCUAAGAACCACAGCUACAGUUAUCUACUGAAGUUGGGCUGGGCUUGAACUACCAUCCUCUACUCUAAUGUCAUGUUUUCUUACAGAUUCUAGUGAGCCACAGUUUGAUGGUUUGUUUAUCAAA
Messenger RNA from Jatropha curcas, 1104 nucleotides. Its product is annotated as Transport protein particle (TRAPP) component. NCBI's taxonomy places the organism in Eukaryota, Viridiplantae, Streptophyta, Magnoliopsida, Malpighiales, Euphorbiaceae. Gene Ontology annotation, cellular component: TRAPP complex. The record is from RefSeq and is a predicted model, not a curated record. Gene Ontology annotation, biological process: Golgi vesicle transport.